This is a messenger RNA of Sarcophilus harrisii (Tasmanian devil), 9459 nucleotides long. RefSeq lists its product as uncharacterized. NCBI's taxonomy places the organism in Eukaryota, Metazoa, Chordata, Mammalia, Dasyuromorphia, Dasyuridae. The transcript is spliced from 23 exons. The coding region runs from base 1721 to 8005 and encodes 2094 amino acids. The record is from RefSeq and is a predicted model, not a curated record.
UGCCAGACGCUGCUUAGGAUGUUACCAUGGUUAUUUGUCACUUAUUAAGCACUUACCGGGAUAUGUGCUUUAUAAAGAUUCUCUCUCUUGAUCUUGAUGAUGACCCUGGGAAAUAGGUCCCGUCUUUAUUUUUAUUUUUCCAUUUUACAGGUGAGGAAACUGAGACUGAGUACCUUGCCCAGGGUCCCAAAGAGAGUAGGUGUUCCAAAUCGGAUUUUAAUUCCUGGUCCUGACUCCAGGUCUGGCCUUCUAGCUACCCAGAUCCCUGUGUGGCGUGUCUGCAGCAGGUAGGGUCAAAUCAUGCCGUGGAAUGAGAACAUUUUCUGAAAUGAAAGGCUUUAAUAACUUCCAGUUAGAUGACAUUUCUCUUUUCUCCCUUUACCUAGUUUACUUUUAACAUUCCAGCCCCGAGAAUCAGGGUUAAUGGUGACAACUUUAGUUAAAUCGGUGAGCAUUUAUUAUGCGCCUACUAUUCACCUGGUAGUUCUUCCCUCUGGGCAUACAAAGAAAGGUCAAAAGCUUCUGCCCUCAAGGAAUUGGCCAGCUGAAGGAGAUUUCCUUGGGAUCCUGGGAUAAACAACCUGUGCCCAUGCAAGAUAAUGGGGAUGGAAUUUCAGAGGGAAGGUCCUGAGUGUGGGGGAGGAAGUGGGGCUGGAAAAGCUUCUAGGAAGUGGGUGUCGAUGGAAGAAGUCAGGAAGCAAAGGUGAGGAGGGGAAGAGUAAUGCACACAGGGGAGACAGUAAAAAAAGAAAAAAAGUCCCCGGGUUGUUACUUUUGUGUGGAAAGGAGACAAAGAGGAAAAAAUCCGGGAAGCUAGGAAGGGGCCCGGGGUGAGACGGUUUUCCUCGAUUCAAGAAUUGUGACUUAGCGACUAGCGGACUCUGAAAACUGGCCGUCCGAGCCCCUUCGGUUCUGCUUGGGGGGACACGGAUUUCGAAGCGGAACGGCCUUUGGCGAUCAUCUGUUGUCCCCAAGCCUUCUCUGAGAAGCCGCGGGAAAAUGACCCCUCCCUGCUAGUAACUGGCAGUCGGGAUUCGAACCCAGGGCUCCGGGCUCCCGACUGCCGAGCCAGAAGCUCGCGGCAAACCCCGUGCGCCCGUGCUUGGGCUCCCUUUCCGCCUCUCCCUCACCCAGUGCUUCGAGCAUAUUCCUUAGAGGCAGGAAGGUGCCAUUUCAAAGGACACUGUGUGCGCUAUAAAACCAUGCGAGCGGUUGGGAAGCGUCGCCCGGGCUCUCACCGGAGGUCCCAAGGAGCGAGAUCUCGAGGCUCGAGAGCAGCCCCAGUGUCAGGUGUCCGCCCGGGAGGGGGCUGGGCUGGCCAGGCGCCACCCCCGCCUGGGCAAGGUGGUUGGGCUCUGUAGGCGAGAGAGAGAGAAAGAGAGAGAGAGAGGGCUGCGGUGGGGGUCGGUCGGCCACUUGGUUGCGCCCCUACUCCCCCCUCCCUCAGAGCAGCUGCGUCUUUGCAGAACUGGGCGGAGCCGCCUCGCAACCACCAGUGGCUGCGCUGGAUGUUGGAGCUCUUGCAGGAAUUCAUCAGCCGCUGGAUGCUAGGUUCAGCACUGAGCUCCUCAGCAGUCAGUCGCAUCUUGGGCUGCGCGCUGGCUAGUGGCCCCCGGACCGGAAUCCAUCUGCCGGCACCUGUAAGUCUCCAGCAGCCCCGGGCGUUCGCUCAGCUGUUCCACCGCGGUCUUCUUUGGCUGUAAGUACAGACCCACGAGCCAUGGAGAAACUCCUCCAGAUGGUGGAAGGCAUGCAUCUAGAGGAGAUGUCUUCCCAGCGGCUCCAGCCCGAGCCCUCCCGAGCCCAGAAGCGUCCCCUCUCUCCGCAGGCGGGCCUGAGCGCCUCCAAAAGGAAAGUGGUCCCUAGGUCGGAGAAGCAGCCCGAGACGGGGUCAGGUAGUGAGGAGAGUAAGAAAGAGGAGGAAAAGAAAGAUAAUGCGGGCGUCGGAGUGGAGCGGGGAGCCUCGCCAGCCCAGUCUAUCCGAUGGCCGGUAGAGAGCAAAAAUAAAUUUGUGCACAUCAGUUUGGGGGACCAAGAGGAGAGGGCUGAGAGUUCCCAGACGGGAUUAGCUGUAACCGAGCCCAAGCUCGCGGCGCCCGAGAUGUUAGCAGAUCCCGGGGCUAGCGCUGCAAGUACCUCGUCUACUCCGGGGGCUGAGCGCGAAUGCGUUUCGACAGAGAGCAUGCGUAAAGUUACCGAUGUAGUUGCGGAGAGCGGGGAUGCGGACACGGAUCGCGCGUCGCCCGAGCGAUCCGACAAAGGGCCCGCUUCUGUAGAGGGUGAGCCGGUGGCGACUGAAGUGGUAGGAGAGAGUGUGGAAACCGAUGCCGGGGCCGUUGCCACCGAAAGCGAGCUUGCGGGAAAGGGCGUGAAGUCAGAGAGCGGGGCUCCUGGCGCGGGUAGCUCGGACUCUAAGCGGCCAGACUCAGAAUCGGCUUUGACGGAGGACGAGGCUCCGGUAGCGAGUGUCGGUGCGGACCGCGCGUCUCCCGACACAAAAUCCGCGUCCUCUGAGGUUUCAGAAACUAGCGUUUCCUCAGGUGACAAGGCUGUGCCGGCCCAAGUGUUAUCGGAAAAGGUCCUCCCCCCCACCAAUGUUUUGUCUUCCCCGUGUCCCCAAACUGUUACUGGUUCCCCCGAAGGAGAGACUGUGGUGCCUGAAGUGUUGUCAGAGAGAGGGUCCGCAGCCCCCGCGGUUUUGUCUGAUGCGCGUUCGGAAACUAGGAGCGUUUCCCCCGAGAGGAAGCCUGUAGUAGCCAAAAUGUUGUCAGAGGCGGCGGCCUCGUCCCCUGGUGUCUCAUCCCCCCCGUGUCCCGAAAUUAAGUGUAUUAUUUCCCCCAAAGGCAAAUCUGUGGUCACCGAAAUGUUAUCAGGGACAGUCCCUCCCGUCCCCAGCACCUCCUCCUCUGAGGUUUCUGAGGUUAGAUGUCCUUCCCCUGGGAGCAAGCCAGUAGUAAGUGGCUUGCUCUCAGAGGCAGUAUCUCCGACCUCGAGUAUUUUGGCCUCAGAGGAUUCGGAGACCAGAUGUAUCACCCCUGAGAGCAAGCCCUUGGUAGGCGCUGUGCUCUCAGAGGCCGUGUCUCCGACCUCCAGCAUCUUGACCUCUGAGGAUUCAGAGACGAGGUGUACUUCCCCUGAGAGCAAGCCUAUAGUAGUAGGUGGAAAGCUCUCAGAGACCGGCCCUACAUCCCUAGUUGUUGUGACUGCUGAAUGUUCUGAGGCUAGAGGUACUUCCGCCCAGAGCAAGCCUAUAGUAGGCGAAGCGCUCUCAGAGCCCGUGACUCUAGCCCCAGGAGUCCCGGCCGAGAAACGUGCGGAGGAGACCAGAUGUGUCCCCCUGGAAGGGAAACCUGUUGUAAGUGGAGUGGACUCCAGGCCGGGCUCACCAAAACCAAGUGUUUCCUCUACUGAAUGUCCUGAGGCUGGACGCCUUUCUCCCGAGACCAAGCCAGUAGUAACUGGAGUGGUCUCAGAGACGGGAUCUCUAGCCCCAGAUGCCUCAUCUGCUGAAUGUCCCGACACCGAAUGUGAGUCUCCCGACAUCAAACCGAUAAUAGUCAGAAUUAUCCCCGAUAGAUUAUCCCCCCCCAUCAGCAUCUCAUCCACUGAGUAUUCUGAUACUGGAUAUGCUUCCCCAGAGAGGAAACCUGUGGUAAGUGAAAUCCUCCCUGGGAGACUAUCUCCACCUAUCAGCAUCUCUUCCACUGAGUACUCGGAAGCUAGCUGCGCCUCCCCCGAACGCAAGCCAGUAGUAACUGGCUUGUUCCCAGAGAUACACUCUCCAGCUAUAAGUAUCUCCUCUGAGGGCUCGGAAGCCGGCUAUUUUUGUGCGGACAGAAAGCCCAUAGUAAGUGACAUAUUCCCCGGAAGAAUUUCCCCGGACAUGAGCAACUCAUUUUCGGAGUGUUCGGAGGUCAAUACCCCAGAGAGGAAACCAGUAGUAACUGGGCUCUUCCCUGGGAGAGUGUCACCAACCACCAUCGUCUUGUCCUCUGAGGGUUCAGAGACUAGCUGCCCUUCCCCAGAGAGGAAGCCAGUUAUAGCCGGACUGCUCUCCGGGAGAGUUUCACCCACCACCGUUGUCUUGUCUUCCGAAUGUUCUGAGAAUAGCACUUUCUUUCCAGAAACCAAACCUGUAGUAGCAGAAAUGUUUUCGGAAAGGUUCUCUCCAGAUGAGAGUAGCUUUUCUUCAGAAAGUUCAGAGAACAGCUGUGCCUCCCCAGAGAGGAAGCCUGUAAUAACAGGACUCUUCUCGGGGAGGGUCUCAUCACCCAUCAGCAUUUCAUCUACAGAGUACUCUGACCAUGGAGACGCUUCCCCAGAAAGGAAGCCCAUAGUAGCUGGACUUUUCCCAAUGCGGUCAUCUUCACCCAUAAGCAUUUCAUCUACCGAAUAUUCAGACAUGGGAGGCGCUUCCCCCGAAAGGAAGCCCGUGAUCAGCGAACUGUUAGAACGAAUGCGUCAGUCGUCGAAUGUUCUGUCUUCUGUUUGUUCUGAUGGUAGGUGUGUGUCUCCGGAAAGUAAACCUUUAGGAAGGGGUAUAUUCUCAGAGACCCUAUUGUCAUCCACUAGCAUCUUGGCCUCUGAAGGUUCAGAGUCCAGAUGUACUUCUCCUGAGAACAAGCCCACAGUAAGUGGGAUCUUCUCAGAAACAGGGUCUCCAGCCCCAGAUGUUUUGUCUAGUGAAUGUGGUUUAGAUACUCGUUGUGGUUCUCCAGAAAACAAGCCCAUGGUCGGUGGAAUGUUUUCCGAGACACUCUUCUCAGCUACCAGCAUUUUGGCCCCUGAGGGCCCGGAGUCUAGGUGCACUUCGCCAGAGAACAAGCCCACGGGAAGUGGGAUGUUCUCAGAGACACUUUUUUCAGCCCCGAGCAUCCUGGCCCCUGAGGGUUCAGAGACUCGCUGCCCCUCCCCAGAGAACAAGCCAGGAGUUUCUGGCAUGUUCUCCGAGACUCUAUCUCCACCUCCCAACAUUUUCUCCGAAAGUUCGGACACCAGGUGCGUAUCCCCGGAGAGCAAGCCAGUAGUAACUGGCUUGUUCUCCGAGACAACAUCCCCACCUCCCAACAUCUUUUCCUCCGAAAGUUCGGACACCAGGUGCAUAUCUCCCGAGAUCAAGCCGGUAGUAACUGGCUUGUUCUCCCAGAGACUAUCUUCACCCAUCACCAUUUCAUCUACUGAAUGUUCGGAGACUGGAUAUACUUCUCCUGAGAGGAAACCCGUAGUAGUUGAAAGGCCCCCAAACAGACCCUCUUCACCCAUCAGCAUCUCAUCAACUGAAUAUUCUGACACUGAAGGUGCUUCCCCUGAAAGGAAGCCGGUAGUUACUGAACUGUUUUCAGACAGACUGUUUUCAUCAACAAGUGUUGUCCCAUCUUUGUGUUCUGAAACAAAACUUGCUUCAGCAGAAAGCAAGACUUCAUCAACAAUUGGACUUUUGCCAGAAAACAUCUCUCUUCCAUCUACAAGUUUCUUUACCACUCAGUGUUCUAACAUAAGAUCUUCCUCUCCCGAAAGCAAACCUGUAAUAGCCAGACUGUGCUCAGAGAGCCUAACUCCUACCACAAGCCUCUUGCCUUCUCAGUAUUUUGAGACCACAUCUGAUUCUACAGAAAGCAAAGCUACAGAGACUGGAGGACUGAUUCCAUCCUCGAGUCUCUUUUCUUCUCAGAGUUCUGAGACAAGAUUUGAUGCUUCUGAGAGGCUUUCUGCUGUAACCAGACUAUUAUCAGAGCUUGUGGAUCCUGCCACACUUAUGAUGGCUUCUCAGUCUUCUGGCAUAAGGUUUGCUUCCACACAGAACAAUCCUGAAGUAUCCAGACUGUCUCCAGAAAGACUGAUUCCUGCAACAGGUUUUGUGUACCCUCCCUCUUCUGAGACAAGAGCUACCUCUGCGGAGAACAAUCCGGAAGCAUCUGGAGUGUUCUCGGAACGAUUGUCACCUAGGACAGGUUUCAUGUAUCCUCCACGUCCCACUUCAUCUGAAAGUGAUGCUGCUGUACCUGACGUGUUUUCCGAGAGAUUGUCUCCCACAACAGGUAUUGCAUUCCUGCCAUGUCCACCAAUAGAAGCCGCUCUGACAAGGAGUGGUCCUGCCAGAAUGGGAGUCUUCCAAGAGAGACUAUCUCCCACAACAGAGACAAGAGCUGUUGAAGAAAGCAGUCCAGCAGGAACAGGAGUAUUCGCCGAAAGAUUAUCUCCCACAACAGGUGGGACAGGCACUUCAAAGAAAGAAGAAGCUUCUUCAAGUCUGAAUGAAGCUUCACAAGGAGGAGUGCUGAUGGGGAGAUUAUCUCCUAUAGAAGGUGUGACAAGCACUUCAAAGAAAGAAGAAGCUCGUUCAAACCAGAACGAAGCUUCACAAGGAGGAGUACUGAUGGGGAGAUUAUCUCCUAUAGAAGAUAUGAAAGGCACUUCAUGUUCAAAGAAAGAAGAAGCUUCUUCAAGUCUGAACGAAGCUUCACAAGGAGGAGUACUGAUGGGGAGAUUAUCUCCUAUAGAAGGUGUGACGGGCACUUCAAAGAAAGAAGAAGCUCGUUCAAACCAGAACGAAGCUUCACAAGGAGGAGUACUGAUGGGGAGAUUAUCUCCUAUAGAAGGUGUGACGGGCACUUCAAAGAAAGAAGAAGCUCGUUCAAACCAGAACGAAGCUUCACAAAGAGGAGUACUGGUGGGGAGAUUAUCUCCUAUAGAAGGUGUCAUGGGGCCUCCACAUCUAGAGGCAGAAGCUUCUUCAAAGGAUAGCAAUCUUCCAGAAAUGGAAAUGCUGAUGAGGAGAUUAUCUCCUGUAGAAGGUAUCACAGGGCCUCCACUUUCAGAGGCAGAAGAAGCUUCUUCAAGAGAGAAGGAAUCUCUAGAAAUAGGAGUGCUGGUGAGGAGAUUAUCUCCUAUAGAAGGUAAUACAGACCCACCACGUCUAGAGGAAGAAGCUUCUUCGAAGGAUAGCAAUCUUCCAGAAAUGGGAGUUCUGAUGAGGAGAUUAACUCCUGUAGAAGGAAAUACAGACCCACCACAUCUAGAGGAAGAAGCUUCUGCGAAGGAUAGCAGUCUUCCAGAAAUGGGAGUUCUGAUGAGGAGAUUAUCUCCUGUAGAAGGUAAUACAGACCCACCACGUCUAGAGGAAGAAGCUUCUUCGAAGGAUAGCAAUCUUCCAGAAAUGGGAGUUCUGAUGAGGAGAUUAACUCCUGUAGAAGGUAUUGCAAAGAGAGAAGCCACUUCAAGUGAGAAUGAGCCUGCGGGAUUGGGAAUGCUGAUGAGGAGAUUAUCUCCUAUAGAAGGUAUCCCGUUCCCUCCAUCUGCAGAGGGAGAAGCUGCUUCAAGUGAGAAUGCGCCUGCAGGGACGGGAAUAUUCACGGAGAGAUUAUCUCCUUUAGCAGCUAUUACAUUCCCGCCCUGCUUAGAGACUGAAGCUGCUUUGAGUGAAAGCCACCAUCCUGAAAUGGGGAUAUUCACGGAGAGAUUAUCUCCCAUAGGAGGUAUUGCAUUCCCUCCGUGUUUGGAAGCUGAAGCUGUUUCCAGGGAGAACGAUGCACCAGGAAUGGGAAUAUUCACAGAGAGAUUAUCUCCCAUAGCAGGUAUCACAUUCCCUCCAUGUUCGGAGGCAGAAGCUUCUUUGAGGGAAAGUGAUCCUGUAGAAAUGGGGAUAUUCACGGAGAGAUUAUCUCCGUUAGCAGGUAUUGCGUUCUCUUCCUGUGCAGAGACAGAAGCUGUUGUGGUGGAAAGUGAUCCUGGAGGAAUGGGAGUAUUCUCUGAGAGACUAUCUCCCAUAUCAGGUAUUGCGUUCUCUUCCUGUGCAGAGACAGAAGCUGUUUUGGUGGAAAGUGAUCCUGGAGGAAUGGGAGUAUUCUCUGAGAGACUAUCUCCCAUAUCAGGUAUCAUGUUCCCUUCCUCUGCAGAGACAGGAGCAGCUUUAACCGAGAAUGAACCUGCAGGAGUUUUCUCCGAGAGAUUAUCUCCCAUUCCAGAUGAAGCAGCACUGGAGAAGGAACAACCUGAUGAGAUUUAAAUAAUUUGUGGAGGCAUGGAGGUUUACUGAUGAAAGUCUAUGGCAGAACCUGUUGUAACCACGCCAGAUGAGGAGUCAAUGCAGCCCCAAGAAGUAACCUGCUGUAUCCAACAUGGCAGUGAGGCAAGAAAACAACAUCACCAACUGGCAGCACCAUGUUUGGAAGCAGACUCUCAGGAUAACCAUUUUAUACCGCUGGAGUCUACUUUUGGGGGACCAGGGUGGUGGAGGGUUAAGUACGCCCCUGGUUCAAAGGGAUGUUUCAAUUUUAUCUUUUCAGCAACUAUCCCUUUGUAAAAGCUAAAUACUAUUAAUUGGUUGACAAUUAGCAUUAUUCAACUGGCUAAAUUAUUAGUGAAGCUCUAAUCAAUGGCAUCGAUAUGUGGAGGAGACAAGGGGAUAGCCGGGUGGAGCAGCUGGUGAGGGGACACUGGAUGGAGCAGCUGGUGAGGGGACACUGGGUGGAGCAGCUGGUGAAGGGGACACUGGGUGGAGCAGCUGGUGAGGGGACACUGGGUGGAGCAGCUGGUGAGGGGACACUAGGUGGAGCAGCUGGGUGGGUAGGGGGAUACUGGGUGGAGAACCACAUUCAGCACAGGGCUUAGAAGAGGAAAGAUCUCAGAUGCUCUUUGGCCGUGAGACUGAGCAAGUCACUUACACUCUACUUGCCUCAGUUUCCCAUCCGCAAAAUGAGGACACACUGGAGAAGACAAUACUAUACUACUGCAAAACCUUUCCUGAGAAAACCCCAUGAAAACAUAGUCCAUGGGGUUGGAGUCAGACACAAUCUAAACAACGAAAACACUGACGAGAUAUCAACUUGCACUUUUUAUAGGGCAAAUAACUGGUCACGACAUCAGAGGAAACACAUCAGAUUGGGACUUAAGUCAUCACAUUAAAAGAAUUCUACUGCCCCUUAAGAGUACUCCUAGAACUCUCGGGGAGAAAUAAUGGAAGUCAUUCUCUUGGAACCCAACCUAAUAAUACUGAGGAUCAUUGGGAGAGUUAAGUCCAGAGUCUGACCGUACAAAUUACAUUCAAACACCCACAUAAAUAUAGUCAAGUGGGGUGGAGAUAGUUAACAAACUGGGGAUGAGUACAGUCAUCAUAGUAAAAGAUAUUCUAAACUCUGAGCCUUGGUAGGAGCCGAGGACUUAAAGACAACAAUGAAGAGGAAACACAUUCUAAGCCCAGGUAAUGAUCUAUGUAGAGGCUUGGAGAAUUAUGGAGUAUAAUGUAUAGGAAAUACAACUGGCACAGUCUGCGAAGUAUGUAAAAUAAGAAUCAUUGAUCUGAUUACUAAUUGUACAGACGACAAAAACUUAUACUAAAUAAAAGCUGUACCUGACGCAGAGUAUGGUCUGGGGAAAACCUAGAUUAAAAUUCUACUUCUGAUACUUUGUAGCUGUGUGACCCUUGACAUGUGAAAUUCAUCAUUGGUUAUGAUCUGUUUG